AUGAGUAGCCACAAUAAUUUUCCGGACACGCCUAAUCAAUCUCUAGAAAGACCUCCACUGCUUCGAAUGUUUCAUCCUACAUCUGGUCGUGAGGGUUUCAAUGAAGUAAAUAAUCGAACUCUACCAUCAGCACGAAACUAUGCUGAUCCCACACUUGCAAUGAUACUAAAUAGUCGAACACAACAAGCUAUUGGCACUGCUAACACACAUUAUCCUGGUGGUUUUCCAGGUCAAGAUUUUAUGUAUUAUUAUUCUACACCAUACAAUUAUGGUAUUCCCGAUGCAUAUAGAUUUUUUCUACAAAGAUAUUAA
This is a messenger RNA of Rotaria socialis, 312 nucleotides long. The record is from the annotation of a GenBank genome assembly. Lineage: Eukaryota; Metazoa; Rotifera; Eurotatoria; Philodinida; Philodinidae.